AUGAUGAUAGCAUGUGAAAAGGGCGAGUCGUCGUGUUCUAGUAUUGUCGAAGACAGAAAUAAAUUUUUGGGCAAGUCGAAGAGAGCAAGUGCUAAGCCUUUGUUGUCGAAUGAGUGGGAGACGUACAUACAUCAUGUAGGGCAGAAGUUUGACGGUGGUGCAGAGGAGUUCUGUUUGAAAUUGUGCAAGUACGCUCUUGAAGUAGGAUUUAAUUUUUUAUAUGCCGGCAAUGACAAGAAGCGGGUGGUUGCUAUUUGUUCGAAUAAGAAAUUGGAGGGUUGUAGCUGGCGUGUUUAUGCUUCUCGUUGUGAAGCUACUGGCUGUUUUGUAAUUCGGACAUUAAAUAAUGUGCAUACAUGUGUGGGUCGGAUACGGGAAUCAAAGAGUAAGAUGAUGAGGUCUCGUGUGGUGUCCUCCCUCAUUGUGGACAGAAUUCGUGCAAAACCAGAGCUGAAGUCAAUUGAGGUUAUACACGAGUUCAAAGAUUAUUAUGGUAUAGACAUUACAUACUACCAUGCAUGGUUUGGCAAAGAGUUAGCUAAAUUGAACGUUCACGGUGAUGAGUCGAAGUCCUUCAAUGAGUUAGUGUGGUAUGCGGACGCCGUAAAGGAAACUAACCCUAGUUCUCUCUGCACUCUUGAAUGUGAAGCUGGAAUUAAUCUCUUUAGACGGUUUUUUGUGUCGUUUGGCGAUUGCAUUGCUGGAUUUCAAUAUUGCAUACCCAUGUUGUUCAUUGAUGCUACGUUUUUUAAGAGCAAGUACAAGGGGCAGCUUCUCUGUGCUUCCGGAAAGAAUGGAAAUCAAGCUUUUGGAGUUGUUGAUUCUGAGACAGAGGAGAAUUGGACUUGGUUUCUUCAACAUUUGGCUUCUAUUUUGCUACCGAUGGGGAGAGUGGUGACCUUUUUCUUGGAUCGCAAUCAAGGUUUGUUAAAUGCAAUGGGGUCUGUGUUUCCUGGAUGGCCUCAUUCUUACUGUUACUAUCACCUCAAACAGAAUUUGAUAUCGAAGUACCCGAAGUCAGGUUAUGGGAAAUUGCUCCAAGACCGUGUUAUCAAUUUAUUUAGUAGAUGCGCAUAUGCUAUUACAGAGGAAGUGUUUACGGUAGCAAUGGAGGAGUUGGUGAUUGUUGGGAGUUAG
Messenger RNA from Prunus mume (Japanese apricot), 1137 nucleotides. The record is from RefSeq and is a predicted model, not a curated record. NCBI's taxonomy places the organism in Eukaryota, Viridiplantae, Streptophyta, Magnoliopsida, Rosales, Rosaceae.